Molecule: messenger RNA, 1881 nt
Organism: Metschnikowia bicuspidata var. bicuspidata NRRL YB-4993
Lineage: Eukaryota; Fungi; Ascomycota; Pichiomycetes; Serinales; Metschnikowiaceae
Exons: 2
Coding region: 240-1553 (437 amino acids)
Source: RefSeq, a predicted model, not a curated record
AUCGGAUUGGCGGAGGCUUGGUUUGCAGCCCCACAUCGGGGGUGCUACCCCACAGUCCCAGAGAAUGCAUAGUAGAACUCCAUCUGAACAGCCGGUCCACCAAUCUCCUGCCUUAUACUGACCGCUUAGAACCGGGGCCUAAACUCAGCAAGAGAGUUCUCACGGCAGCCAAGUUCCAGGAAAAUUCCGCGGCCAAAAACGAGCCGCAAACGCUCGAGGAUUACAUCGAGGAAGGUGCUAUGGACGAGGAAUCGGGCGACCGCUGGCACGGGUCUGAUCUUGCCAAGGGGCUCAGGUUUUACCAGAAGGCGUUCGACAACUAUAAGCGAGCCACGGAUGUGGGGGCGCCGGGCCAGCGGGACUUGCUUCUGUUGGCGUACUACAAUGCCCUGCGAUUACUAUUCCACGUGUACACGCAGUAUCAGCGAACCGACGGCGUGCAGCUUUCUGAGCUCCCCAAUGUUGCCGAGGUGCUAGACGCUGGUGCAAACUCGGUGGUGCAGGAAAUCCGGGAAAUCAUGAAGACCCACGAAGCCUCGAUCCAGUUUGCAGGCGCCGAUGCCCCGACGGAUCUUCUUUUCAACACCGCCAUGGUAUAUAUAGACGCCAUUGAAGAUUCGGAGUCUCCCGCUGAAUCCUUCCAUUUGGCAAGCCGGGCAAUGGGCCUUUUGACCGAAGUUUUGCAGCGGCAAGUCUCAGAGCUCCAGGCUCCAGCCAGUGGGGCCAAAACGGAGAGUGCUGACGGCACCGAGGAACCGCCCACCAGCGCUUCGGACGUCAUCGACACUGUCAUUUCAGGCUUCAAUCUUGCCCAGACUUUGUACGAGUCGGUGGGCAGUUCCGAGCAGGAUAUUGCGGCCGCAUGCUCGCUUCUAGGCACGUUUGCCGUCGACGCAGACCAAGUGGCCCUCGGGAUAUUGAGCCAAUCUGCCGAAAUCACCGAGACCCACAGAAACGAGUACUUGAUCUCGAAGGCGUACGCGGCGGCUGCCUCGUGCGUGCCAUUUGAGGACGUCGUGAAAACAUGGGAAGACUCCCUGCUUCCCAAUACCCCCGAGCGGUACAUGCUGGCAGCAGAUUGCAUGGACUGUUUCAUGCAGCGAUCUGGCGUGUGCUCCGGGCCCGCUGCAAACCCAGAGACAUACUGGGCGGCCCUUUCCAAGAUGAACCAGUAUCUCAAAGUAGCGCAGGAAUUACUAACCGAGCGGCUUGCGGCCGCCAGAUCGGCCGCCGGGUCCAGCCAACAAAUGGGCUUAGGAGCCGUCAUCUCGCAGAUCGCCAAGAUCCAUAUUGCGCGUUCAGACAUCGAUCUCCAGCGGUCCCAGCUUCCCUUGGAGCAGGCGGAAAAACACCAGGCGCUUCUCGCCAACAACGCCAAGGCGUUUUUGAAGAACCCAUUUAAGAGGCUGAGAUUCCAAACAAAAAACUUUGGCUUUCCAGUGGUUCCCAGUAUCCUCGAGUAUUACUUUCCACCACGAGCAAAACACCGGGAUGGCUCCACCGAAGUGACUACUGUUUUCUUCUACACGACCAGUGCAUACUGUUGGUUCUAAAAUAUUUAUUAUGGAUCUAUAGACAAAGGCGCUCGGGGCGGCAUGUUUGUGAGAGGCUCCAGAGCCACGUGAGAAGGGAAAAAAACUAGAGAAUGGGGAACUCCGUGAUGUUGCUUCCCAUGAAAGAAACAUCCGGAUACUCGUCUUCACACAGCGUGGCCAUCGCCAGAUACACUGUGGGGCUGUGCAAAUAUUUGAGGUUGAGCAGUGCCGUUCGUUGGUUGGCCACCAACAUGUUGAGCACAUUUACUUUGAGCGAAUAUAGGGCGAUAAGAACAAAUCUCAUUUUGGGAGAAAGAGACGAAUCACGGUCGUGUUUGUGUUUGCA